Nestor notabilis (Kea) is the source of this 758-nucleotide messenger RNA. RefSeq names its product pyruvate dehydrogenase protein X component-like. Bases 1 to 585 code for a protein of 194 amino acids. Gene Ontology annotation, molecular function: acyltransferase activity. The record is from RefSeq and is a predicted model, not a curated record. NCBI's taxonomy places the organism in Eukaryota, Metazoa, Chordata, Aves, Psittaciformes, Psittacidae. Gene Ontology annotation, cellular component: pyruvate dehydrogenase complex; mitochondrion. The transcript has 5 exons. Gene Ontology annotation, biological process: pyruvate decarboxylation to acetyl-CoA.
AUGAAACACCAAGAUACAUUUGAUGACCAAGAGGCAGACGACAUUAAAGUAUCUGUAAAUGAUUUUAUUAUCAAAGCAACUGCAGUUACUCUGAAGCAAAUGCCAGAUGUGAACGCAAGCUGGGAUGGAGAAGCCUGCAGGCAGCUGCAAUCCAUUGACAUAUCUAUUGCUGUGGCAACAGACCGAGGUCUCAUUACGCCAAUCAUAAAAGAUGUUGCUGCCAAAGGAAUAAAGGAAAUUGCUGCCUCUGCAAAGGCUUUAGCAAAGAAAGCAAGAGAUGGAAAACUGUUACCAGAAGAAUACCAGGGAGGAUCUUUCAGCAUCUCUAAUCUGGGCAUGUUUGGCAUCAGUGAUUUCACUGCGGUCAUAAACCCUCCUCAGGCCUGCAUCCUCGCUGUGGGCCGAGCAAGAGCAGAGCUCAAACUUGUGGAAGAUGAAGAAGGAAAUGAGAAACUCGAGCAGCACCAACUCGUGACAGUGACUCUUUCAAGCGAUGGUCGGGUGGUAGAUGAUGAACUGGCUUCAAAGUUUCUGGAGACUUUGAAAGCCAACAUAGAGAAUCCAAUACGACUUGCCUUGUGUUAAACUUGGUGGAGAUUUCUUCUUGUUUUGACAACAUAGAAACCUCUUAUGUACUUGGGGUUGUUUUUCUAUAUUGAGGAGUAAAUAGUUACUGUGAGAAGGACAAUUAAAAUAUUUAAUUUAUUGAAUUACUGUGAAAAACUAUUAAUGUUCAUGCUUUUAGUCUUUUGAAAUGA